UGUAGCGCUCGAACUCCACCGAGACUGUGCCCGGUUCAUCCGCGGAGCAGGCAGACAAGGGGGCGGAACGGACACGGGAAACUUGACAGAGAACACCGCUAGGACCCCGCUGACACUCGGAUUGCUCGGACUUUUACGGCGAUUCUGUUGAUCCAAGACAACGACUAAUUGACCGACGAGCUAGCACUGGUCUGAGGCGAGUCCAGCGAAAGAAUAUCGUGAAUAGAGUGGCACGAAUGCUUUUUUCUAAGUGAAGUGGCCAGAGCAAAGUAAGUGGACUCUGAAGUAGGACCUAGACUGAACCAGGACAGCGCGGAGGCUUGUCACGCAGAGAGAGAGCCUGGUUCGAGGCAGAAAUUCCCAGAGUGCAGCGGCGGGUCAUGCGGCUUGCUCUGAUCGGUGGACGGAGCGCCGCGACGCGUCAGUGAACGGUGAAGAAGAAGACGAAAGGACUGUCCUCUACCGUGCUGUCCCGUCAGUCCACAUCGGGCUUGGAAAGAAGCUACAGACCCUGCCAUGUCUCGCAGGAAGCAAAGCAAACCCCGGCAGAUUAAGAGGUCCAUGGGCGAUCUGGACAGCGGGGAGGAGAAUACUGCAGACAACAUGAGUCUCUCCGGAGAAGAGGGAGGGGCUUCAGAUCCAGAGGACUCCACAGAGGACAGAGACAGCGCCAGUCCACAGCCCUUCACACCCGGCUUCAGUGAAGAGCCCCACAGCCAGGACUCGCGGGGCGGUCCUGAUGAGGAAGACCAGGCUGACGAACAAGCUCCUAUCUCGAGUGACGAUGAAGAGGAGGAUGAAGGAGAGGAGGAGACAGACGGACAGCAGUGGAGCGGACCAGAUGAGCUGCAGAUGACUGAAGAAGGCGGGGUUUGUACCAUUCUGGCUCGCACUGACCUCCAUCAGGACACAGUGUGGGGACCCUAUCCUGGAACGGUCCAAUCAGAGAGCAGCACAGAAAACCAGGAAGCACAGAGCCCGACAGUGACCAUGGCAUGUGAGGAUUCUAACUGUUGGAUCACCAGACUCCCUUUAACUGCUGAUGCCCCAUCUGCCAACUGCACUGUCUACAGCCAAGGUAAAGAGUUGUUCUGUAACUUGACCAGGGACCUGGUGGCUGGUGAGAGCCUGGUGGCGUUGUUGUCUGGUCGUCCCACCUCCUCCUCAGACCCCCAGGAGUCUCCUCCCCUAAGCCUGGUCACUCACAAGCAGCAGCCUGUGGUGAAGGAGGAGCCUGUUUACCCUGCUGCCCUUCACUCGGACAUCCAGCUCCUCCCUCAGCAGGCUGGCAUGGCAGCCAUUUUAGCCACCGCUGUUGUUAAUAAGGACAUCUUUCCCUGUAAAGACUGUGGGAUCUGGUACCGCAGUGAGAGGAACCUCCAGGCGCACCUCAUGUACUACUGUGCCAGCCGUCAGAAGCAGCCGGCUGCUGCCGUCUCUCCUCCACAGGAAAAACCAAAGGAGCCCUACCCCAACGAACGCAUCUGCCCCUUCCCACAGUGUAACAAGAGCUGCCCCAGCGCUAGCUCUCUAGAAAUCCAUAUGCGCACACACAGUGGUGAACGUCCAUUUGUCUGUCUCAUCUGUCUGUCGGCCUUCACCACAAAAGCAAACUGUGAGCGCCACCUAAAGGUCCACACUGACACUGUGAACGGAGUGUGUCUGGGCUGUGGCUUUGUCUCCACCACCAGAGACAUCCUGUACAGUCACCUGGUCACCAGCCACAUGGUGUGCCAGCCAGGGUCCCGCAGUGAGGUCUACUCCCCAGGACCAGGCCUGCCUAAGUUACCUUUAUCCAUUGGUCUAAGUCCUGGAGACUCGGGGGUAGUGUUGAAGUGCCAGGUGUGUGGACAUAACUCCGACUCCCCCUCCCAGCUCCAGCAGCAUGUCCGCACCCAUCUGGAAGUGCGGGUCCCUACUGAGAGAAGCCCCACGCCACGCCAGAGCACUCCAUCUUCAGAUCAUGCACAACCUCAUGUGUCUCCCAAAGAGAGGGAGCCCCUGGCCUGUGUCCCAAAGCCUGACUCAUCCAGUCCUGGAGCAAAUGGAAGUGCUGCCACAACCCCUGUUUCUGAAGCAGCGGGCAGCCUUCGAAUCAAAGAGGAACCACAGUCAGAUACAGAGGACCAGCACAUGGAGGUGAGAGAAGAUGGAGAGGUGUCAGGGGCAGAGCAGAUGGAGGAAUCCAGGCAAGAAACAAAGCAACGAGAUUUAUCAAACUCCUCAAGUUCUCCUAAAAGUCCAGCCACCACCGUGAAGGCAGAACCGACCAGCCCGACCCCUGGUUCAAGCCCUGCGCAUGUUGGAGGAGCUGCAUCAGUUCUUCCAGGGGGAGCCCUGUUUCUGCCCCAGUACAUGUUCAACCCAGAGGCAGCCAUUUUACCACAGGCCUCAGAGAUCCUAGCCAAGAUGUCAGAGAUGGUCCAUAGUCGUAUCAAACAAGGCCAGGCACUGCCUCCGAACAGUCCCAAUGCAUUCUUCCCUACUGGACCUACCGCCCCCACAGCAUCUGCAACCCCCCCUCUUAAAGGUGCUACCUGCUUUGAGUGUGACAUCACCUUUAACAACAUCAAUAACUACUAUGCACAUAAGAGACUGUACUGCUCUGGGCGGCACCAAGCAGAGCCCAGUGCAGCUCCUACUAGUGUGCCUUCUGUAGGAGCAACCACUUCUCCACAAGGGGGCGCCACAAGCAGAGCAGCCUCCGCCUCUCCCACACACUCUGACCCCGCUGCAGGGAGCGGAGCAGAGAGCAGACACAGAGUGGAGGUGAAGCUUGAUAUUCCAGUGGGAAGGGAGGGUGUCACCUCCUCUCCCGAGGCAGAGGGGGGCAGUGGGGGCGGAGGAGGGGGUAGAGCCAGUGAGGGCAGCCAGAGUCCUGCCAGUGGAUCUGCAGAAGAUCCAGAGGAUGAUCCCAACCGGACCUUCUGUGUGGCCUGCAACAUUCGCUUCAGUCGCCACGAGAACUACACUGUUCACAAGCGCUUCUACUGUGCAUCCCGCCAUGACCCCUCCAACCAGCGCUCUGGGCACAUGGCCAAGGUCAAUGCUUUCAUGCCUCAACCUAUCCGCACUCGCAAGAGGAAGAAGAUGUAUGAGAUCCACAUGGCCCGCACCCAGGCUCUGGCUGCUGCUGCUGCUGCUGCCAAUGCUGCCACAGCUGCCUCCUCAGCUGCAGCCUCAGCCCCAUCGCCCUCAGUGUUGGGACUCCCCCUGCAGCCUGAGGGCUCUCCCAACGGGACAGAGGCAUCCAGUCCAGAGGGGGAUGGCCCCAUAGACCUGAGCAAAAGACCUCGGCGGACAGAGGUGAGCCGACACAGCAGUAGCCUUCUCCCUGCUCUGCCCCUGUCAGACUAUCACAAGUGCACUGCCUGCAGCAUCAGCUUCAACAGUAUCGAGAACUAUUUGGCCCAUAAGACCUACUACUGUCCAGCCACUUCUCUGCAGGCCCAGACACUGGAGCAGCUCCACCGGCUCAAAAGAUCAGCCUCUACUUCUCCUAAGAGCAGGUCCGUGGAGCGGUCAGAGCUCCUGCACCCUGUUGAGGCUAAGGUUUCCCCCUCAGAAAGACUGAAUCAGGCUUGUGUUACAUCACCCAGUGCUUACCCCUCUGCCAUCUCUCCUGCUGAUGCCCCCUCUCGCAGCUCCCCCAAAGGGACCAGGGCCUGUUCCCCAGUGGCCUGCCCAUACUGCCCCAACAGGCCGCUCACUGGAGAUCUGAUGGAGCACUUCCGAAGUGUUCAUGGACUGGUGGUGAAAGUCAAGUCCCCCAGAGACACGAGCCCCUGUACCAGUCCCAUGGACGAAGCUAGUACCACCCCCUGUGAGCCAUCAGGGGGACCGAGGCUCCCACGGCUCCAGAGAGACAGUGUGAAUGGACAGGCAGCAGGUGGAAUAGGGUCUCCUAUGUUAAACGGAGCGCCCUCUGCUGAUGGGUCGUGCUCACCUGGAUCACCUCAGCCUCUGUCUCCUCCCAGAGCCUCUUCUCUGACUGUGUCCCCGCUCCCAGAGGUGAAGAGGGAGUCCCACACAGCGGAUGAAGCCUGCUCCCCUGUGCCUGCUCCUAAAACCCAGGUGAUCUCCCCACUUCAGAACGGAAACACACGCUUUUGUCGCUUGUGCAACAUCAAGUUCAGCAGCCUGUCCACCUUUAUAGCUCAUAAGAAGUACUACUGUUCCUCUCACAGUGCGGAACAUGUUAAAUGAGCAGAGCUCUGAGCUUCUCCAGUACAAACCCUAGUCUGCUCUUGUUUUAGCUGCAGAGUGCCAGCCCCUCACAAUUAUCUAAAGGACUUUGGCUGACAUGUCAAGAGUGACCUUUACUGACUGUUACUCACCUGGACGGGCAGAUGUCCAACUGCAGUCAAGCAGGUGGUGUUACUCUAAACAGAAACUGCUGCAGCUCCUCCUAUGGGUCAAAGUUAGUAGUAAACGAAGAGCUGAUUGAUGCUACCUGCACACAGUUCUGCUCCCGUCCCCUAGAUCACUGUCUUUAUUCUGGUCUCCUAAAUCCUUUAGUUACACCAAGCGCUACAGUGCUGCCCAGUCUUAUGCAGUAUUCAAUCCAAAAGAGCCUAAAUCACUGAAAGUCCAUAUGUAGGAAAGAGUGAAUUUAAAAAACAUGCUUUCUGCAUAUGCCUUCAGCAGGUGUACCGCUUAGUGAAAACUUGGGCUUUAUUGGCCUCUCAUAGACCUCACAUUCUGUUGCAUUAUGGGACGUUAAAAGAUUGACUCUUCACUUUCUGCUGUUUGCCAGGUAAACACAUUUGUGAUAAUGAUUGUGACUGAAAAUGGCAUUUCUAACUGAGAGAAGUUCUAAUGAUGCUCUUUGUAUUCGAGGACAGAAGGGAGCACUCAUUUUGUUGCGUGGAUAAGACUUGAUUAUUGUUGAUGAUUUUAAUAUAUGUGCAUAGUGUAUCAUGUCCAAGAAAAGAAUUCUAUUAAGCUUUUGGUUUCAACACUGGCUCUUUUUGCUAACUAGAAAAGUGUUUUAGCUCAAAACAACCCGUGAAUAUCACAAUGUUACCAAUUACUGAAGGAUAAUGCUUUUCUUUCAUUUCUACACAAUUCUCUUUCAAAACUAGGGAGAAAAAUGUGAACUAUUUAUCUAGUCCUCACUGAUUUCAUGUCAACAGAAACUACCUACCGAGUGUCUAAGAGUAUUUGUAUUUGAUUUGUAUAUUUUUCAUACUGUUGAAGGAACUGUUGUAGUGUAUUUUAUAAGUGUAGAUAUGUAAUAUCUUCUCACGGUAAUCACUGGGAUCACACUGAACUUGAGCACAUUUUGUCCAUUUUAUCCUCUUUUUUAAUCCGAUCUGCAGCCUCCCACACCUCUCUCACAGAGGACCUUGAGCUCCUCCGAUUUUGUUGCUUUGACAUCAGCGUAUAACCUCCGUGUGCUGCAAACUUUUCUAAUGUGACAUUUGCAAGAAUCCAGGAAAAAACAGACAAAACAAUACAAAAAAAAAACAUUUAUUUUAUUGGUUGAGAAGAUGAUACAAUUAAAGUUAAAGACUGAGAGCAUUUUCAAAAUUUUUAACAAAAAGCACAGUAUUGUCUGUUACAUAACCACAAAUUACACAUUUUACUUGCCCAUUAUAUUGCAAAGGUUAUUAUCCAUUAGCGAGUCAUCUUUCUUUCUUUUGACUUUUUCCUUGUGUGGUGCAGAAAAUCACAGUAAUUUGGAUUGGUUUAAACACCAGGUGGCUUUCUUUAUGCAACCCUCAGCUUGGGACCAGCUCAGUCAGUCAACUUGUUGUUAGUGACUUUAUAAAUUGAUUUGUUGUAAUAUAUUUUCAUAAUGGGUACAUCACUGAAAUAUCACACAUUUUAGCAUCAGCUGGGAGAUCCUGUCACUGGCCUUGAGUGUACAAAACUCUAGGCAGACUGUCUGACCAUCUGCAUUGGCUUCACUUCUCUAUACAAUACGAAGCAUUUGAAUAAGACUGUUUAUUUCUUGUCACGCCGUGUAUCACUGGACAAAUGUCGUCUGGCCCUUUGUUGUCAGAUGGUUUAGUGGUGAAGCUGCAGCACACAUACACAGCAGUCAUGUGUUGAAUCUUACCAUGUCCACUGUAACCAAAAUAUUUUUAUCCUCAUGCAAGAUUCUUGUAAAUGUUGCACUGAAAAUAAAUUUUUAGUGGUUUUUCAGAGAGGGUUGUCCAGCUGUGUAGCCUUACAAUAAUCAGCUUUCACCAUGAGCUUUGCACCUGAGUUCUCUCUCUCCUCUAACACCCACUACUACCUUUUAUCACACAAAGAAAACAUUUUUGUUGCUCAUAAUUAUUCGACAAAUCUUUGAAAAGCUCUGUGACGUCUUUUUGUAUUUUUCACAAGUUUCUAAUUUCCUGUUUCACUCUGCACAAUAAUGCUCUGUGCAGGUACACACUCUUGGAGGUGAUUACAGCACACAUUGCAGCUCUGAUUGAUUCCACAAGCAAUCUCCUUUUUACCACCUAAACUUCAUUUGGCACUCUUUAUGGUGGAGAGUCUGGCUGUAAAAGUUUUGGAUUUAAAAGCACCUUCUUGCAGUUUUGAUAUAUUCUGGUCACUAUGGUGAGAAUUCAGCCUCUUAACAGAAGUAUGAAGAAACACAAAUUAAUUCAAUUUUGAAAAACUUCAUGUGCGUACUGGAUUGCUAGUUUUCAAAAAUAUAUAAAGUUGAUGGCGGUGAACUUCAAAUGAAUGGCAUUUUUAAGUUGUAGAAAUAUGGAUAAUGAUGUCAUAUCUUUGUUAGUGCUGAGUCUUAGGAGGAGGAGGUCAAGUGGAAAAAAUGCAAACACAGUUUACUAAAAGUUCAAAGCUAUUCACACUGAUGGAGGAUAAGCAACACAUUGAAGGACCCAGUGCUGUAAACUUUCUUUAAUUGCACUCUUAUGUUAAAUUGUUUUUAUUAUAUAUUUAUGUUCUACAGCACUUUGCCCCUGAUUCAAAUCUCACUAUUGAUUUAUGUUGAAGGACUCUCUAAACAGCUCUGACCCUUGUGUAAUGGUUUCAAAUUCAGUGUUUUUCUUAAUAAUUCCUGUUGACCUAAGAAAUCAACUGUCAAAACUUUAAUUUGUUUAUUCUUUUGUAAUAACAGUUCUGUUUCACUACACUCUUGUCCAAACUAUGCAUGGCAAAUAAAAGAGAGAGACACUGA
Molecule: messenger RNA, 7141 nt
Organism: Boleophthalmus pectinirostris (great blue-spotted mudskipper)
Lineage: Eukaryota; Metazoa; Chordata; Actinopteri; Gobiiformes; Gobiidae
Gene: zfpm1
Product: zinc finger protein, FOG family member 1
Exons: 9
Coding region: 517-4206 (1229 amino acids)
Biological process (GO): negative regulation of transcription by RNA polymerase II; heart development; erythrocyte differentiation
Cellular component (GO): nucleus
Molecular function (GO): RNA polymerase II-specific DNA-binding transcription factor binding
Source: RefSeq, a predicted model, not a curated record